This is a messenger RNA of Podarcis lilfordi (Lilford's wall lizard), 33467 nucleotides long. The record is from the annotation of a GenBank genome assembly. NCBI's taxonomy places the organism in Eukaryota, Metazoa, Chordata, Lepidosauria, Squamata, Lacertidae.
AUGUCCAAAAAGCAGAGGGACAGCUUGUACGCCGAGGUACAGAAGCAUCAACAGCGACUGCAGGAGCAACGGCAGCAGCAAAGUGGCGAGGCUGAAGCCUUGGCCCGAGUCUACAGCAACAGCAUCACCAAUGGCUUGAGCAACCUAAACAAUGAAACUGGUGGCACUUAUUCAAACGGGCACGUCAUUGACCUGCCAAAGUCCGAAGGCUAUUACAAUGUGGAUUCUGCCCAGCCCUCCCCAGAUCAGUCUGGCUUAGACAUGACUGGAAUCAAACAGAUCAAGCAGGAACCUAUCUAUGACCUCACUUCAGUACCAAACUUGUUUACCUAUAGCUCUUGCAACAAUGGGCAAUUAGCUCCUGGGAUAACCGUGGCAGAAAUAGGUAAGAAAAGUCUAUCUUUAACUUCUCAUAAUGACUCUGUGUGCUUGUAUUUCUAACCGUGCAGUUUCCUUUGGAAUGGAUUGGUCCUGAGGCAUAUGUAUGACUGGGUUUGUUGUGGAUUCAGUUAACAGAAUUCUAAAAUGUUUACAUUGCGUAAAUGUAGCAAUUCAUGAUCUGUUUAUGAAGCUGAAACACCAGAGCCACUGAUGAAUCAAUCAAGUGAUAAUUACUAAAUAGGGAGCUUGUAUCAAACGAGCUCAUUAUCAGGAGGGCUUUAAUGAUCUUUUUGACAACUAUACACAUUCUUGUCAACAAAGAGCUCUGAAGGUGGAUCAUUAAUAGAACUCACUCUUAAAUUAAUUACAAUGCACAACAUCAUUGUUUGAUCUUGCACUGAACACUCUGGAUUUAUACCAGUAAAACUGCAUUCCGGAUCUCGAAUAGAUGGGUUCAUACUGUCUUUGUAAACUCUUUGGAAGAUGUGGUUUCAUGUGUUGGGGUAUCAUUUAUCCAACUUUGAUGGUGAUGAUUGAUAACCUUGUUGUUAGGUGUCUUGCAUAGCAAGAAAAGUGAUGUUUUCCUGGUGAGCAAUGUUUGGUUCAUACCCAUAAGAAGUGUUUUAAUUACAGAAACCAACCAGUUGUUUACCUUGCUUUCAGGUGAUACAUAUUGUACUGAUAUCUAUGGCAGAGUUUCUCUUGUAUUUUUUAAACUUAUCCUCCCUUAAAGUCCCUUUAAUUUAAGGGUAAUGCAUACAAACCAGCGGCCACAGAAGAGCUGCUUGAACUUGCUGUUCAUUGAAAUGUCCAAGACACCAAGGCAACAGCUGAAAUAUUUAGUUCUUCAGCACCUUUCCUUAAAAGGCUGAAAGCAGUGUACAUAUAAUUAAAUAUAUAUAUUAAAAAUGUACAUAUAUUAAAAGGCAAAAAGAACCUAAAUAUUCCACUCCCAAAAGUGCUAAGAAACUGAAGGAAUGAGAAGCCUUGACCUGGCCAUAGAAGUUGUAUAAAGGUGCUGUCAGGCAAGUCCACCAGGGAAGAAAGACUGUUCAACCAGUAUGGAUUGCCACAGACAAAACCAUGCAGUGCGCAACCAUGGAAAGGGGGAUUUAAUUAGUUUGAACUUUAAAAUAUAAUACAUUGAGGGAAGAGGUAGACCAUGUUUUAUGGGCUGUGGCAUUGGUGAUGAAGCCCAUGAACCAGCUUCUUCCCUUUAGAGGGAGAUAAAAGGGGUAGAAAGCACUGGAAAUGAAUUCAGGUUUGGUUUAGCCAGUCCUUCUGUGGAUCUCGUGUCUUUCCUGUUCCCUAGAAGUUGGCAGUGCAGUCCAGUUUCUGAGCUCUUUCCUACAGAGAUAAGGGUCAGUAAGGUACUAAGAAGGGAUGUGGGUGGUGCUGUGGGUUAAACCACAGAGCCUAGGACUUGCCAAUCAGAAGGUCGGUGGUUCAAAUCCCCAUGAUGGGGUGAGCUCCCAUUGCUCGGCCCCUGCUCCUGCCAACCUAGCAGUUCGAAAGCACGUCAAAGUGCAAGUAGAUAAAUAGGUAAACAGCGUUUCCAUGCACUGCUCUGGUUCGCCAGAAGCUGGCCACAUGACCCGGAAGCUGUACGCCAGCUCCCUCGGCCAGUAAAGUGAGAUGAGCGCCGCAACCCGAGAGUCGGCCACGACUGGACCUAAUGGUCAGGGGUCCCUUUACCUUUAAGGUACUAAGAAGACAGUGAUUUCCAUGUUGACCUGUGUUUGUUGCAAUCAGUGCUGUUUCUGUCAUGCUGCAGUUCACUUUCUGCCAAAUACUAAGUUAUUAAUCUCCCUGUCCAUUAUUUAAUGUAACAACUAUUUAUGUAACUUAUGUAACUCACCUUUAUUUCAACAGGAAACUGAAACAAUGUAAAAAAUAAUUGCCUAUUUCAUUCACUUGACUAAUUUGCAUUCCUGACCACAGACAAACAUUCAAACUGAAGCAAUGUCUGCUUCCUUUUCCACUUUCAUCCAUAUUAUCCAACACCCCUAGAAGGAGGUACAGAAGCUAAAGAUUAAUUAUUCACUCAGAUGUAUCCCUGUUCUCCUUUGCAUCUGGUAAGACUUCCAGGUCAUCAGGCAUGUCUUCUAAACAACCUCCUCUGUAGCUCCCUUCCUAGAAAUUGACCAUGAACAGGAGAGGUUGCCACCAUUUUUCUGUCUUUGCUUUUGUGCCUUUAACAGCAGCCUGGUAUGCAGAAAUUUAAGCAAGACAUUGCCUGGUAUGAAGAUAAAUAAAAAUGUACAAAUAAAAAUAUGGUAUCAAUUGGAGGGAGCCCCCCUGGAAAUGGCAGGCUUGGUCCUAAUCCAACCAAAACAUGUAAUAAUUGCAACAUUUUAAAAAUGGAAAUGUGAUAUUAAAAUCCGUUUGAGCUAGUUGCAUUAGUGAUAAACAGAGUAUGAGUCAGUGAUUGGGAGGGGGUGGAGAGUACAAUAGCUACCCUGUUAGGUCCCAGGCCAUCCCAUGAGAAAGCAUGAUUGAGGGUUGAAAAGGUUCUAACCACAUUUUCCAGAUUGGGAUCAUAGCGCUUAGCUCCUUGCAAAACUGAACAAUGCUUCCUUUUGCUUUAAAGCUGCAUAAAAGCCUUGAAUGCUCAGCACUCUAUGCAGAUUACUUGUGCUGCCUUUAAAGCAAGUCUGCCAAUCCAAGCUUGUUCUAGUAUUGCCAGGUCCUGAGCAAAUGGGGAAUCCUGUGCCUUGGCUUGACAAAGGAAAGGUUAGCAGGUGUGCUGCUAAAAAGCUGCACCCCAUAGAUGCCAAGUUACUCCUUGCUCUGUUGUCCUUAAAACCUCACAGGGACUCUUUUAGAACAGGAGUUGGAAAUCCUAGUGUGAGUUUUACACAACACAAUUUGUUUUCCAAAGACACCACACAUUCAUCUAAGUGGAAAAGUUCCCCAGAUGUAUUAAACAGGGCUCAGGGUGGCAUAUACUUCUAUACUGAAACAUACCUUGUCUUUGUUUUCAUUGAAACACCCCAAUUUCUUAUGCUGAUUUGAAAUGGUAUGGAAACUUUUUUCCUACAAGGAAGCUUGAGAAUUUUUGCUGAAAGUCUAUAUUAGAGAUCCCUAGCGUGUUCCCAGGGCUGAAUGCCCUGUGGGGGUUUAAGCCAGUUUAUGCUUGCAGUUUAGAGGUGCUUGUUGGGUGCUAUGUAAAUGUCACUGCUUCGGCCUCUGCUGAAUUUACCCAAGGCAGUAGCUCGUCCCGUGUUUGAAUGUGUUUACUAGACAUUGAUCAAUUAGCUACAGAAUACACCCCCUUUUAUGCAAUUUCUUUCAACCCAGAUUUCUUCAUUGCACACAAACUGAUUCAUCUAGGGACUCCUUGUGCUACUGUUCCUUUUAUCUUUCUUCCCCACAACUACUUUUUAAGAUCCCACAUAGAAAAUCAUUUUUAAUUACUCUACUCUUCCUUUAAAGAUCCUGUGUAUGCAUCUCAACUAUAUUUAUAUGGAUCAAUAUUGCCAUCUAGUGAGUAAUUUAACUACUACUAUAGCAAGAGCCUAGGCAGAUGCAAUUGAGAUGCAAUCAAAUAACAGGGUAUCUAUUUAAAAGUUCUAAUCACAUUCAAUAAUUAUUUUGACACCAUGCCUGGACAAAUUCAAAGGGUGCCAUUCCCCCCCCCGUAAACUAUAUUACUGCCUAUGCUAAACUGUUCUUAGACCAUUUAUUCAGAAGUGGUUCUCACUUAGUACCAAAGGAAUUAUUCCCAAGUAAAGCAUGUAUAUGAUUACAGUCUUAAGUGCUCUCAACAAUCCUUGGAAUGAAGCCUUGUAAAUUACAAUACAAAAAAUUACUUGACUCCCUCUGCAUUUCUAAAACAAAAUUUAAAGUCAAAUAAAGCAAUGUUAAAUGAAGUUCUCCCACAGUAUCUACCAUCUACUAAUUUCUACCAUCUCAGAAAUUACUGUUAAACAUUAUUAAAUGUUCACUCCUGAAAACGGCACAUAUUUCCCCCUCUUCUAAACUCCCCUAAGUUUAAAUGGUUAGUGUUUGGGGGGUUUGUCUGAAAAGUCCUACAAAAGGCACUCACUUUAAAAAGUGCGUAUGCAAUACUCUUCUCUCUCUUGUACUGCCCCAUCGGCAGGAUGCACAAAUCAAACCCUAAAUCUAGCCCUUUCUCUGUUUAUGCUUUUUUCACAGUAUUCCAUUCACCUCACCACAUUUCCAUGUUGAUUUGUGAUUUCUUUAAAAAGUCCUCAUGAAAAUUCAUCAGCAUUUUAUUGCAGAUUUCUCUUUAAUGUACACAUUUUUGUAUGCAGCUUUGUGUAAUAGUCAAAUGUUUGCAAUGAAUUUCCCUAAUGCCAUUUUGUAUGUUAUUUUCAUCAAUACAAGCGUUGUUAUGCACAGUUUCCCCAAUAUAUUCAUUUUUAUAAACAGAUUCGGGUUAGGGAACCGCUUUGCAAAAUUCAGAAAACUCCAAAUUUUGAAGGUUAGAUGAGUUUCAGUUCAUAUAUUGUUUGGGGAAGUGUUGAUUAGGUGGGUUUUGCAUUUUAAUAGUUAGCAUUGUGGCUUCACGGCUUCUGGUUGGUUGGGUUAAAAGGGUUUAAAACCUGGGGAAAUAGGGGAAAGACUCCAUCCCAUCCUCUGUGUUGCUCCUACUCUGAAUUUGGGGGUGUACAGUGGAGAUCACCAUGCUGUGGCCAGCUGUGCUGCGCAGCCUAGUCAUGUCCAACAUUAUUUCUCUGGUGUGUAUUGAAGGUUGUUUAUGCUGGGAGGGUGAAAGUCAUUUAUGUUCGGAUGUUGAAGGCUGUUUAUGCUAUUGCCACCCAAGUCAGCAUGCUGAAAAAUUGUGGGAUGGAGAAAGAGCGAAGGUGGCUGGUGCUCACUGGACUGGUAAGGAGGAAGGCAGAGAUGUCAACAAGAGGUGGAGCAGAGCUAACAACAGGCAGAGCCAACUAAUUCUAUAUUUGCCCCAUCCUCUCCGUGACAAGUUCUACAGAGGAGCAAGAAGCUGUCAGGCAGCUCCACCCCCUAGGCUGGGUGUAAGUAAGUAAGAAGGCAGAUUGGGGCUGGCUGAGAGCAGGCAGCAAUUGGUAGGGCAGUGCCCCACUUGCUCUAGCAGACAAGCCUCCACUGGCAGUGAGGUGCAGAGAGAAAAAUAGAGACAUGUGUGAUAUCUCAGGAAUAGCUGAGAGUAAUGAGGCUGCAAAGAAAUCCAUGGGAGAAGGAAAGAAAAAAGAGGAAUAAUAGAAGUGGAGCUGCAGCUCUCUGGGGUGGUAGAAGGAAAGGAGAAUGUGAUGAGGUGCAAAAGGGAAAAUGAGGCUGUAGAGAGACCUGGAGGUAAAGGGAAAGCGAAAAAGGGAGAAGCUCAGAGAGGGUUACAAACAUGUAUGGUGGUGCAGAGAGAAAGCGAGAAGCGAGUGGACUGGGCUGGGCUGUGAUACAACAGAGCACAGGAUUAAGUAGAGGGGGGAAUGGAAGGAAGGAAGAUGAACAGAAUUAUUUUUUUAAAAAAAGGUGUGUUUUGGAGUGAAGAGAGAAAAAGAAAAGGGUACCAGUAUAGAAUGGGUUAAAAAGAGCACAGUGAUAAAAUUGAAAAAAGAAAAAGAAAAAAACUUUUGUAGUUAACAUAGCCAUGCUAUUCUUGGGUGAGAAAAAGGUUCCUAGUAAACAGUAGAGUGAUUUACGCUGUGCAUCCCUGCUAUAAAUUAAUCCAGUUCAUCAUAUGUUCUGGGCCAUCUAAUAAGGUCACUAUAAAAUUGACAAAUGAUGGCCCUUGGCAGUGUUCCUAAUUGAGGUUUAAUCAAUUUACACUAGUGCCAAAGCCUUUCAAAUAUCCUCCUUUUUGUUUGGAACGGCAGUGAGUGUUCCAAGUGGGAGUGGAAGACACCAUCUGCCUGCAGUGAGCUGGAGCCCCCCACCACCACUUCAUGUUUUGUUUAUGCCACAUCGUUUUGAGGGCAAAAGAUUGGGAAGGAGAGGGGGCAAUUUUCUCAUAAAAAUGUUUCUGCGAAGCAGCCAGGAUAAUUAGUCCUGCUCCAGUGUGAUGCAUCACUGCUACUAUAAUAAAACACACACACACAGAUUAAAAAUGUCAAAAUGUUUAGCUCAACAUAUUCAGCAGUAUUUUAUUAUGUUGUGAACUACCCUGUGAUCUUUGGAUGAAGGGCGGUAUACAAAUAUCAUCAUCAUUACAGUUGACAAUAAUCCAAAGGAGUGUAUAUGCAAGCACACUCGACUUGUUUUUAGAGGUGUUUAAAAAGAAAGACCAAAAACUGCCCCACAGAACUCCCCAGCUGUUCUGUCAACUCUGAGGAAUCUCCUAGGAUUGGCACAAGAGAUCACUGGGACAUGGGUACAUUUAGCUUUUAGCAAUGGCUUGGAGCCAAAGGUAUUUUAAAAUUGGCAGACUACAUUAUUUGAUUUUUGACCCUUAGAGCUUUACAUAAGACGGUUUGAUAUUUACUUACUUGCAUAUUUUCUAAGAUGUAUUAUAUGCUGAUAUUGAGUUACUGAUAUCAAAUGAAUGGACUUUGGUUUUUAGAAGGAUAAAAAAUGGUUUUAGAAGUGAAAGAUUAUAGAAGGGAAGGAGGGAGGGUUGGAGAGAGAAAGAGAGAGAGAGAGAGAGAGAGAGAGAGAGAGAGAGAGAAGUGAAUCCCAUAUUGAAGCUUGGUGAUAGCAGUGGGCCCCAGGUCUGAAGAAGUUGGGCUGCUUGUCCCAUCAGCUCCUAAAAUGAAGUUGUAAUUCAGCAUGGAGGGCACCAUUUUGAUUAGGGCCAUUUCAGAAGUGAUAUUGUCCUGCUCAUUUUGGAAAGUAGUUAGAAACGGGCGUAUUUUAUGUGGAUCACAGGUACAGAAUUUUCCAAAACACAUGUCCAAUAUCUGCAUUUGACUCUCCCAUUAUAGCUGAGAAAUACAUAUUUCUUUGCUUUGCUAAAGUAUGGGAAACAUGUCGCACAGGUUUCUUCUUCCAUAUGCUAACUAGAAAAUCUGUGUAUAUUUUACAAGUCAUUAUUUUCCACCACUGAAAGUUGCAUCUAUUUUUGUUUCAUGUUGGUAUGACCACAUCUGCCUGACUUUAGUCAGCUCUGCCUGCUUACAAUCUGUCCAGGGAAGGGCACAGCCUGUCACCUUCUUCUUCCUUACUCAGAGGCCACAACCAGACCGUGAAGCCCUAUCAUGUCACUUGAAGCAGUUACAUCUUCCGUCAAAGAACUCUGGGAACUGUAGUUUGCUAAGGGUACUGAAAGUUGUUAGAAGACCCCUUUUCCCUCACAGAGCUACGACCCCCAGGUUUGCCUGGGAAGAGGGACUAACGUUGAACCACUUGGGGAAGGGUAGCUCUGCGAGGGGAAUAGGGGGUCUCCUAACAACUCUCAUCACCCAAAACAAACUACAACUUGCAGGGUCUUUUGGGGGAGCCAUGGCUAUUACAGUCAUAUAAUAGUGCUUUAAAUGUAUGAUGCAAAUGUGGCCUCAGUUAUUCCCUUGUGCAGCUCAGCAGAAAGGAGCAUGGGGAGAAAACUAGAAAAAGUUGGCUCUGCCAAUCAUUGCCCACUGAGAAACUACCUAAUCUGCACCUCUCAAACCAAUAUGUGAACUGAAAUCCAGGUACCCUUCAAAAUUUGUACUUUUCUGCAUUUUGCAAUGCGGUUCUUUAAGCAUAUCAGGUGUACAGAAAUGCAUCUGUGAGAAAAGUCUGCAUUGAAAUGCAUAAUAUUAGAGGAAAUUAGUCAAAACUGCCUACAACAAUGUGCUUAUUAGAGGAAAUUCACACUAAAUUGCACUCUAUUUUUCUUGAGGGUCUUUUAAAAAAUCACAAAAUGCUGCAAAAAUAUGGAGAUAUGAAUUUAAAAUUAGAAAAAUGAGAAACAGAGAGAAACCAAAACUGACAGAUCUGUCCAUCCCAAAUUCUUAAGUUGCAGAAAAUAAUUGUUUGCAAUGUUUGAGGCAUCCUUGAAAUAAAAGUUGUUGCUAGAGGAGGAGGAGGAGGAGGAGGAGGAGGAGGAGGCUGGGGACGGGGCUUCUUCUGAUAAACACCCGAGGCAUCCCUUUUCCAGAGAAAUGAAAGAAUUUCCCUAAUCAUAAAUUCAUGCUUGAGAUUCUAAGGAAACUCUGACUGCAAGAGAACUUGCUAUCCAGAGAGAACUAACUGAAGAAAACCCACCACUCAUAGCAGAAGGGAAAAGAGAAUAUGAGCUAGAGACGGGUAACUGAACAGAAAAUGGAAAGCACCAAACAUUCCCUCUGUAGUUAUAGGAAGACAUUGUUCUAGACAAUCAAGGGGAACGGGCAAUCCUUCCACAGUCAUUAUGGAAGUCUUUAGCAGGGCUUACCCCAUAAGAGGGCAAAGGAUAGAAUUUGGAGAGGUGUCUGUAUAAACAUGUGCACAUUCAUGUUGGGAGGGUUUGAGCCCCAUCCAGCCCCUGCCUGCACCAUCCAACACAGGCUCUCCAUAUUUCCCAGUUCACCAGGUUUCACCGGGAGUCUAUCCAAGCCGGCCAGUGCCUCUUUAGACCAUUACCUGAUCUAAGCAUUACCUGCUUUCAUUUACAAAACAACAAGCUUUUGUCCCUGGUGGAAGCCAAGAGACAAAAUGUGUAUUCUUCCCGUGGGCUUCAUGAGAAGCAAACCCUUUCUCAUUUUUCAGUAUUUGUAGGCAAUAAGUAACACAAAAGCUAUAAUUGACAUUUAUGGCAACACAUUUUUCCAUCCAAGAGAGAGUGGAAGCAGAGAAAGAAAGAAUGAGGGCUGCCAGCCAGUUGCCUGUGAAAAGCUGAGCCUGUGCCAUUUAGCCCGUGAAGGCAGAGGUAACAGAGAAGUGGGCAGGUGAUAGCAUGCCAAGCAUGCAUGUGGCAACAGAGUGUGGUGUAGUGGUUAGAGUGUUGGACCAGGAUCUGGGAGACCAGGGUUCAAAUCCUCACACCUUGGGCCAGUCACUGCCUCUCAGCCUAGCCUACUUCAUAGGGAUUAAAUAAGGAGGGAACCAUGUACACCACCUUGAGUUCCUUGGGUGAAAAGGUGGGCUAUAAAUACAAUAAUAUACACGCCUAUAAUUUCUGUGGUCACCACUUUAAAAAUAACUACUAAGGGACAAGAGGAUAAGGUCUGAGUCCACAUUGAGAGCACAAAUUGUGUGUGUGAGAGAGAUUGGAAUCAUUUCAAGAUCCCCCUUUUGGGGGAACAUUUUGAUGCUGACAUGCCCCAUCCCAUAUAUAUUCACAAGUAUAUUUAUGGUUUCUUUUUCCAAGUCCUAGUGUCCUGCUCCUCUUGUUCUAACGUUUGGGAUGCAUUGGGUGGGUUGUUGUUGCUGUUGUUUUCUCCCACAUUUGUGGUAGUAAAUAAGAACUUGGUGGUACAGAAAGGGAGUGUGCAAAUAAAAAUGUUUUUGAUACAGGCUUGAUAUGACUUUCUUUUUAUAAUAUUCCUGAAAUAUUAAGCUGGGGGAGCCUGCAAGUGUGAGAGGGAGAAUGUUUCCAAGAACAUAACGAAAAUUAUCCAAAGUAGCAUUUGCUGUUUCAGAAUGGUGUUUUCCUUAUUGGACAUAAUAUUUGGGAUUAGAAUCUGUUUCAUCUGCUGCAUAUACUAGGAAGUGCAAUGUUGGCCACUUAAAUGAGGUGCAAAUAAAUUCCAGAAGGGGAUCUGUGUUACAUCUCUUGCAGCAAAAAUGAAACAGACCUGUGGCAACUUUAAGGAUGCAAUCCUAACCCAAUUUAUCCGAGAGUAACCAGCAAUGAAUUCAAUGGGGCUUACUUCUGAAAAGACAUGAAUUGUGCUAUAAAAGAUUUAUUAUGAUAAAGGUUUUGGCGGACACCAAUCUACUUCAUCAAUGCAUGAAAUAUUAUUCUCAAUCUGUAGGGUGUGAGAGUGUGGGUGAGCUACAACAGCACUACUGCAAAUAAUAACAGAACAAGGUGAAAGCAGUAAGGAAACAAUACAACUUUCCCAUUGGAUUGGAAAUCAACAUGUUUUGCUUGGGUAGUGCAAUAAUUUCCUUAGUGUUCAUGAGGAUCUGAGCACCGUAAUUUUUUUUAAUGGUUAAGGUGCAUGCUACUGUUAAGUGGGUUUCAUUCUUCAGAUGCUUGACCAUAAAAAAUCCAGAAGCUACUUCUCCAUUUUUAUUUUGUAAAAGCACUUAAGAGUGUCCAGAUCAAGAGUAGAAAGAGGCAAAAAAAAAAACCAAAAUGCUCCCUCCUAUCACCUCCUCUUCCCCCAACAGAUAUUAUGCUAUUCAAUAUACAGUGGAACCUCUACUUACAACCAUAAUCCGUUCCGGAGGUCCGGUCCUAACUAGAAACAUACAUAAGGAGAGGCACACUUUUCCAUAGAAAAGUGAAUUGAUCCAUUCUAGACAAUGAAAAACACCCCCUAAAACAGCAAUUUAACACGGAUUUUACUGUCUAAUGAGACCAUAGAUCCAUAAAAUGAAGGCAAUAAUCAAUGUACUGUACUAUAAAAUAAAUAAGACAGUAUUGAGGAUGAAAAAAAAUAACAUUUAUGUUUUUUCUUAUGGGCACUGAUGAUACAGUAGUCAUUGUUUGGAUGGGGGAGAGGGGGCUUUUAUCCAUUAUGCAGUCACACAAUCAACCAGUAGCUGAAGUGGGUGCCACACAGUCACAAAAACAAGUGCUUCGCAGCCGGCGGACUGAGCUCCGGCUAACCAGAGGCCUCUCCCCGGCCGCAGAGGCCCCAGCGCUGCCCCACAGCCGGCCAGCCGGCCAGCAAGGCCUCUGUUUGUAUCUAGAGGAAAGUUCCUAAGUCGAAGCACCUACUGAGGGUUGUAACUGGAAUCGUACGUAAGUAGAGCCGUACAUAAAUCGAGGUUCCACUGUACUCUGAAAAGCAACUUGAGUUCUGAAGUUCCCAUUGAAAUCAAAUAGGCACAUGCAAUCCUUAUGUUCCAUUGCCUACCAAAAACCUAUUUGUUUUGCCAAGCAUUUUUAGAGAAUUUGCUUCAGUGCUGGUCAUUUGUUCUGCAUUUUGAAAAUUUAAUAUUUUAAAGAUUUAAAAGUUUUAAAGCUUUAAUGAUUUUGAUGCUUGUUAAGAGUUGGAGUUUACAAAUAUCCGUUAAAAUGAAAUUUUAAAAAACCUACAAACAUAACUUACUGCUUUUCAAAAAAUUAAGACUGCUUAAAAAGCAGCUCACAGGCAGAGAGCUAAACUAGUUUAACUGGGAGGACAGGCUAUAACUGUUGUGUGCCUUCUCAGCAUAUUCUGAAAGAAAAGCUGCUUCUGCCCCAAAAUGUGUCUGUGAUGGCUCUGCAAGCUUCUGUGUGUUCCCUUUUGGGUGCCUCUACACAGGCAAUUCCUUCUUGUAAGUAGUGGCUGGUGCCCAAUGGGGCUGGCUGGGAAGAAGGCAAGAAGACCAACAGGAGGUGGAACAAGAGCCCCUGACAAGCAAAACAGACUCCAUCCUCCUCCCUGGAGUUCUGCAAGAGCUACAGUUAGACUAAGGAAGAGGCAACUAACAAGAAGUGCCACCUACCGGCUUGGCUGUAAGAAGGCAGGCAAGGGAGAGCCGGGUGAAGGCAGGCUGUGCCCCCCUCCUCUUAAGAGACCAGCCUCCACAGCUAUCCACUCGGGCUAAGCAACUCCCUCUAUGCCAAAGUUCAACCAUUCUGAUCUGCAUCAGUUUCACAUCUGCUAUCUAUCUGUUUGUUUGUUUGUUUGUUUGUUUGUUUGUUUGUUUAUACAUACCCCGCCCAUCGGACUGGGUUUCCUCCUCCCACUCUGGGCAGCUCCCAACAGAAUUAAAAGCACAAUAGAACAUCAAAUAUUAAAAACAUUAAAAACACUAUCCAUAAGCCUUUUCUGUCAUGUUUCAAGCUUAAUCUUCAUUUUUUAAAAUAAAAGUUGUGUUUAAGUACAUGUUUAAAUGCUAUUUAAAAACAAUAACACCAUAUUUAAAUAUGCAUUUUGUAUAAUUUUGGAGCCUCACUCUUGCAUCACAAUAUUCAGAGGAGUAUGAAAUCCAAGUGAUGAUAAAACAUUAUGAGAUGCACAAUAGUCCAGGAAGUGCAGAUCAGAUGUGUUUUAAUUGCAAUUGACAGAAUCAAAUUAAGCAUCCUUACUACCCAAGGAACAGCAAAAAUGUGGUACAGUCAGUUUUUAGGUCCUCAAAACCAGCUUCGCCCUGUAGCUGGUAAAGGCAUCCCUGUCACUGAAAAACAUUACAAAAUGCAUCUGUAGCCUUGCUAUAAUGUUUGAACAGAGCAGGAGAGGAACACUUUGCUUGCCAGUAAAAUCAUCUUAUUGUGAACUGCACUGGCUCAAGAGUUGCUGCUUGCCUUGCGGUACUUUUCAUGUCUUUUCACAAAUUGCUGUGAUUCUACCUUUAAGCUUUGCUUUGCUUUGUUUCUUUUUAAAUGAAAGGCAGUACAGUAUAGGAAUAUUUUAAAUAAAUCAAUAAGUCAUGAGAAAUGAAAAGCAAACCAUCAUGAGACCAGGGCUAGCCCCUUCCAUUUGUCCACAGGUGGGGAUCCUCUGGCCUGCUAGGCUUCAGAGCCUGUUUUGGGCAAAACCAUGCUCAUCCUUGCCAGGCCUGAUGUGAGAUAUAAGUCAGCAAGCAAGGGGUGGGUGAGUCAAAAGCACCAGGGAAACAACUGCAAUGAUUGCCCUCAACAAGAAAUGUUUAUCCUGUUGUAUUUACAGCCCGUGAGUGUUUUCCUUAAAACUACUGAUACGUUCACAUGAGAAUAAGUGUUAAUGGAUGACCCAAAAUGAAGAUCCCUAAUGUCCCUGUUUAGAAACCUGAAUUUGAGCUCAUCAAAUCCUGUUGUUGGUGUCUCUUAAACAUCAGCAGAGAAUCCUGUAGCAAAGCUCAUCUGUAGCUUAAUCUCUGUUGCUGUAAAUUCCAUUUAUAAAACUAAUGCAACUAAUUGCCUCUGGUUCACUGACUUUUCUCCUGGUGCUGUCCCACUCUUAGCUCCUCCAGAAAAAUAUAUACCAGUCUUUUGGACUGGGGUUCAGAAGCAUGCCAUUUAUCAUGAAUGACCUAGCAGUACUGAAGCGUUGGGGCCAGUAAUAUUAGUUCUAGUUAAGAAAGAGAAUGUGUGAUAAAAUGAUACAAAUAAAUACUUCCAAGCACCAGAGUAAAGCCAUGGAGCCAAUACGGCAUUAAUUCAAAAUGGAUCCCUAAGAGAACUCAAGUCAGUGUAUAAGCUGAAAUGAGCUCUUAGCUACUCAACUGUAUCCUAAGGGUAAGUAGCAAAUUAAAAUUCAUUAUUCAUUUUAAUUGAGGAUGAUUAUCAGUAUUUUAGGAGACAUACUUCAAAGUUCUGUUAUUCCCUGUGCAUAAGAAGUGGAUGCUAAGAAAGCAGGGCUCUCUCAAGAGAAAAGAGGAACAAAUGAAAGAAAGAAGGUGCUUCGGAGACACAUUGAGCACGCUCGGCUCUGAGCAGUUUAUUCUUGGGCCAGGCAGGAAAGACCUAAAUAAAAAGACACGAGGGCCAUAUGCGGAAUCACAUUAUGGGGCCAGAGACGUGUCUGACCUUUAUGCCACAUUAAGGAUCUCUCUCCAAUACUGUUAGGAGCGUAGGAAACCGGGGAGGGGGGGCACAGGGGGUGUAGGGCAUCACGGAGGUUGCUGGGCGGCUCAACAACUUUGGGAAAUCUCUUUUAAAAAGCUCCACCCCAGACACCAGCAGGGGGUGCUGUUAGUCUUCCACCAACAUUCCUAUUGGUCAAUUGACUGACUGACACCAACAUGUGAUAAAGAAGUCAAGGAUGUGCUUCAGUUUUAAGCAGAUUCCAUUCUUUCUGCUGGGUAGUGAAGCUUCAAAGGAAGCUGGCUUUUUGUGGGGAGAGCACAAAUUGUGAAAUUUUCAGACUUUCAGAAAUCUCAAACCUAGAAAAGGUUUGAACUUUUUCUUUCAUUCAUUUUUAAGCAUCUUUUUUGUUUCCUGGGUACUUUUAUUCUGAUCGUCUAUUUAUAAAAAUGAUCCCACCAAGAUUGCAGGAUAUCAAAGUGAAAGGUUGUGAAGGGUCAGCACUGCAGGGGAAAGAGGGGGAGCCUAGAAAGCACGCCAGUGCGAGUAGAUAAAUAGGCACCACUGCGCCAGGAACGUAAACGGCAUUUCGGUGUGCUCUGGCACUCGUCACAGUGUCCUGUUGUGCCAGAUGCAGUUUAGUCCUGCUGGCCACAUGACCCAGAAAACUGUCUGUGGACAAACGCCGGCUCCUUUGGCCCGAAAAAUGAGAUGAGCACCGCACCCCAUAGUCACCUUCGAGUGGACGUAACCAUCCAGGGGUCCUUUACCUUUUUACCUAAUCAGUGCUCACCGCCACCCAUUUUCUGCCCUUUCUUAAUAGAUUUCACUGCAAGAUAUUGGGAGCUCUAACUUCAAUUCCCUUCUUGGUUCAGAUUUUUGCACAUUCAAAUUUUAAACAGAAAAUGCCAUCUCCUAAAACAGACUGAAUUAAAUUGUCCUAAGUAAAUAAUUAAUAAGAAUCAGGAAAUGAAGCAAAAAGGUCAAAGUCAAAAAAGGGUCUUAGGUAUUCAUUUCCAAGUGUAUUUAUUUACUUUAUCCAGGAAAGCGCUUUACUGCUUUUGAGCUUGUGCUCCUAAAUUUAGUGUACACCUUCCUAUAAAUCAAGGAAAUGUUAAGCUCUCAUUUAAAAAUACCACAAAACUAUGCAACAAAAUACACUGGUUGCUUGCUAAAGGAACAUAGGGAAGAAAUGACAUAGACUUCCUUUGAAAUAACAAAUCCCAUCUAUAGGCCUCAUUUGUUUGGCAUCCUUCUUCUGGCACAAGGCAUCUCUGAGAAGAAGGUGCUGUUCCUAUGAACAGUCUGAGCAGCACAGGACCCGAGGUCAGUCUAGGCAGGCUGCUAGUGGGGGCAGAGAGAGGGAAGAUGGAGAGAGGCAGCUUAAUCCUUUCCCCUCUGGUCAUUUUCAGAUGGAGAGAAUUUUUAAGGCAAUAAUCAGUCUGGAGUCUAAUAAGCCAGAAGUUGCUUAACCCUUUUCUCUCUGGUCCUUUUCCAACUCAUAAACUCUCCCCCACAAUGUUUCUUCAUCUUGAUCCCCACUUUUUCACCUCCCGGUACGUAAAAACACAGUUUGGAAUGAUUAUGAGCUGAAAAAUAACCAGCAGAGAGAAAAGGGUUUUGUAGCCUCUGUCCAUUCACUCUUCUUCUGACCAAUCUCAAAACCUGGGUGAUUUUUUACUCUGAGGUAAAAUAAUGAUCUCAAUGUAAAUGUUGUUUGACCUGUUUCUGUGUGAUCACGCCCAUUCCCCAACUCUGAACUGGGCUCCAAAUGUCAUGGUUUUAGGCAAAUGACAUUUAACACUCACAGAGAAAAGCAAAUCAGUUUAUUUCUUGGGCUUGUAGGAGGCAACCUAUCUUUGGCAAAAAGCCUUCACACUUUCCAAGAGAGUUAUAGAGAUGAAGUUGAGAAGUAUGAGCAGCUGGUACUUCACAAAGCCAAUAAGAUUUAAGAAACAGAAAUAAAAUAUGGGCUGUAGCAUGAAGUGUAAAUCCAGUAUAUAAUAAAUUGUUGCAUUCUUACUAAAGUAAAUAACUAUCAUUUUUAACAGCAUCUUAAGAUCUAACUGAUAAUGCUUCUUUUCUGUACAUGUCCAUGUUGUUGAUAUUUUAUUUAAGCCUUCAGUGAAACUCACAUCUUAGCUAUAAGUAACCUUUGAAGAUACUCUUCUGCGGAAAAGUCUGCUGUAGUCUAAAAAUAAGGGACUAUGGUGUCAGGAAGAGAACCUACUGAAAUCAGAAAUAGAAAAGGUCAGUUGCUAUUUUGAAAGCUGUGUACUAUAUAACUCCAGUUUUGACAUGAGCACUCUGCGCCACACACUGUCAUUUUCCUGCAUCAUUGCAUUAUACAAUCCCUAUGGAACUCAAAGCGGGUGGAGGGUCACUUUUCAAUCAUCUAGGAGUCACUUCCAUGGCACAGAUUGUAACACUGGAAGAAUGUAUACCACAUCUUCCUGCAAUUCAAAGAGCAAGCCAGCAACCUAAGUCUGAAGCAUGUUGAGCUGAGAACAAUUGAAAUAGCGUCCAUUUAUACCUGGUGUGGUCAUGAUAUGGAGAACUGUCAAUAUGUACUUCCACAUCAUGUGUGAACAGACCAUGAUGUCACUGACUUAGGACAUUUCCACACAAUGCAGAAGCACUUGUUGACUCUGUACAUUAGUGCAGCGACUAAAGUAAGGCAUCACUCUAGCCCAUUUUAAGCAUUGCCUGUAUAGCAUAUAGAGAGUCCAGACUUAUGAGAAGAUAAAGUAAAGGGUAAAGGGACCUCUGACCAUUAGGUCCAGUCACAAACGACUCUGGGGUUGCGGCGCUCACCUUGCCAAGGGAGUCGGCGUACAGCUUCUGGGUCAUGUGGUCAGCAUGACUAAGCCGCUUCUGGCGAACCAGAGCAACGCACAGAAAUGCCGUUUACCUUCUCACCAGAGCGGUACCUAUUUAUCUACUUGCACUUUGACGUGCUUUCGAACUGUUAGGUUGGCAGGAGCAGGGACUGAGCAACGGGAGCUCACCCCGUCGCGGGGAUUCGAGCAGCCGACCUUCUGAUCAGCCAGUCCUAGGUGCUGUGGGUUAGACCACAGCGCCACCCACGCCCCUUAUGAGUAGAUACAGGUAUACUAUAAAUCCUUGGCACUUUAUAUUUCACGGGUAUGAUUUUGGAUAAAAAUUGAAAUGCAAGAAUUGGUCCUGGGCUAAGCUAUGAAAAAUGUGAACCCAGGUCACUUUUUACUGAAUGCCACAAAGGAGAGUCAUAGAUUGUUUCUCUGCUGAAUAUAAUGUAAGAUCCCUUUCUUCCCCCAAUGGCAACAUAGGCUGGAUCUACACUGACCUAUUUAAUGUUAUUAGAACCAUAUUAGAUACAUUGUUCUAAAAUGUCACUUGUAAAAUAAAGCAUUUAUUACCUUUGUUUUUUUCACCAAAAUGCUGUCUCCCUACUCCUGGUUGCACCACCCUCUUGUGUCACAUUUUAAUAACACAUUCUGAAUGUUAAAAGUAAGACGUUAUGUGUUAUCCACAUAUGUUAUCCAAACCAUUCCUUAACCCUUCCUGAACAUUAAAAACCUUAAGUGUAGAUUCAUCCAUAAUUUCUGAUAUUAGCACUGUGACCCAUGAGAUGAAAUUAAUGCAAAAUGAAACAACUAGUGUACGAGAGCAAUAGAAUAAAAUUUGAGAGGAUUGUGGUGGGAGGGGGAGAGAAAUAAGGACAGAGACAUACUGGUUAAGUUUGAAAAAUGCAAGAAACUGGAGAUGCCUGACGUUUCUUUGAUGAAGAGAUAGGUGUUCCCGUACUUAACCGGGAUGAGCUUGCCCCACCAAACCCCAUAUUUUGGGCUCACUGGGGCAGGGAGUGACCCAUCAAGAGGCAGCGGACUGGAUGAUCUUUAAGAUCCCUCCCCACACUCCUUGUCCACUUUGCCUCUGCAGCACGGGAGGAGACCUUUUUCCUUUCUCAGCAUUUCCAUUUCUCCUCACUAGCUCUGUUUGGGAAAGGGUUACUCUUCUCCAAGAAAGAAAGGGAAAAUAACAAUCUGAUAGUGAAGACUCAUCCAAAUGAUCUGAAGAAAAUAAUUUGAGUGUUAGCUGCUGUAGUUCUACAUAAAGAAAGUAAUUCUAACCAGUGAACAAGAAGUUUUGUGGUGAGUAUGCUCCAUGGCCAACAUAACGUGGGGAUUCUGAAUAGCAGGAAAUAUGGAUCAUGGAGACUUUAUUGGUUGAGGCACCAGGCCUCUUGACGUGAUAGAAAGUUGCAUUCAUUCUGAAGUGUCUGGGUAAAAACAGAUCUCUGCUCCUCUUACCCGCCCACCCACUUUAACUGGCAUGUGUUCUGUUGUUGGCUAGUCUAUGAAAAAGCUCGCAUUAACUUGGACUCUUCAUCUCAAGCUUUUUUGUGGCUUUUUCAAAAGACCUUUCAGCCCACUGUCUUCCAUUCGAAGACUAAUCCCUUUCUCUCUUUCAUCAAUGCCAACUAAGCAAGCAAGCAGCCUCCGAUGCUUAUGUAACUCUAAUCAGCCCACAGAAUGAGCUGUCAGACUCGGGUCCCCUGAGUCCAAGCACAGCCUUUCUUUGAUACAUUCCAGCUCUGCUGGCCUGGGGCACAAGAAUCUCAAGUCUGCCUUUGCACCUGGCUUGCUUUCAGAUGCCAGCACACAGAGCCUUGCUGGCAGCGGCUGCUUCUGCUGCCCACCCUAAGGCUUUGCACACCUAGAUGGAGGUUUGCCAUCAUCCUGAGGAACAAGGGGCACAUGCACAGAAAGCUAUGAUGUGGCGCGGCAGAGGGCUUUAACUUCAAAAGCUGCUGAACCAACUUAUUUCAAGAUAACUAACAUUUAUGAGACAAAAUAGUUUAAGAGGAGCAGUGCUUCAAAGGUGUAAAUAUUAGCUAUGCCAAUCAAUAAUAGUGCAAGGUGGUUGUUAAGUGGUUUUGGCUACUUUGUGGAGGUUGCUUGGAAUUCUCCGCAUGAUUUCUGUUAUUGCUUGGAAAGCUGUUUGUAUGCAGUGGCUCAAUGGCCAGGAUUUUGGAGGUUUGAUUGGAAUUCCAACAUCUUGCCCUGUUACCAAAAAUUGAGAUUUUUUAAAUUUCAAAAAUACUAUCAGUGCAGAUCCAUUUGAGAUUGGGUGCAUGUGUAGCAAGGAGUGCAUAUGCGCACUGUGAAUGUGAACCUGGGCCUACAUUGCUGCCAUAGGGAAAUCUGUCCUUUUACAAGAAGCAUGUGAAGUGACUGGGAUCACUUCGCAGGGUGCAUUGGGUGAAACUAGAAUGGUACUUGGUCUCACAGUGACCACAGAUCCUAAAAUAUGUAUCUAUACUUUACAGUCUUUAUGGGACACAAACCUGCCUAUACAGGGGGCUGGUGCUUGGCGGCCCAGGUGUCCUCAGUGGCAUUGAGUGCCUCUUGCCUGCCAUCUACAUGGGUUGCCUGGGACAGUGAUCCCUGCUCUGGGGACCUCCCAGCUGGAUUUCUGUACUGUCUUGUAUGGCGUGUUCUCAUUAAAAGAGAGCCCGUGUUGCGCUGGGGGCCAGCCAAGCCACCCCUCUAUUGCCAGGCGGGUUGGGGUGGUUGGUCUCUGGCAGGGAUUGGUAGUUUGAGUUGCUGGGGUAAUUCUGAUGUUGCUAAUUAGGGGGAAGGAACAGAGGUUUUUUAAGCAGUGCACACAGCGUUCAGUUUUCUCUUUCGCUGCGUGCACCGGAUCACCCGCCCUCCCUCCCUUAUUUUAGGUCUUGUGUGUUGACCUUGCUAUGCCUGUCAUGGGGUUGUCUGCCGUUGGGGCAGGGGCCUGGUAGGAAUUUUGUCCAUUUGGCUGAUUGGCCGGUGCCAUUUGGUCUUUGCCUACUGCAUAGCAAAUCGUCACAACUUGUAAGGUUGCGGUUAGGCAUUGGUUAAAAAUUGGUUGGAGGAGGGGUAAGGAUUGGCUGGGCCUGCCCCUCCAAUGCUGCUGCUGCAGGGGAAUUCCGUUAAAGGAAUUCAGGGGCUUGCCAUGCUUUCGUCCAAAUCCCUGGAAUCGAGUUUGGCCCGCGUAAGCUCCUGGGAGCAUGCAGGGAGAAGGUGAGGGCCUGUGGCACAGCUCCAGUUUCUCCCCAAUAUUGUUUCCCCUUACUGACUUUCACUGGAAUCCAGAAGUCAGUUCUGUCCCCAGGCAGGGGGACAGAUAGUCCUAACCAAUGCCUAAGCAACCACUCACAUCCAUGUAUGUUAAUAAAGUUGUGGCCAAAAUUAUGCCAAAAACCUUAAACAAAAAUUCUAUGUGAUGUGUGUGUUAUUUUUUGGUGGGGGGAGAGUAUCUUGGGGACCUUGACACGCAAGUGGUGUUGUCCCUGAAGAUGACUUGAAGUAGAACUUGGCUUACAAAAUUAUGGCUGGUUUAGCCAAGUAGAUUUGGAUUACACAAUUUAUUGGACGAACUGCAUUGUCUGCCUGUUCACCUCAAAGCCAAAUCCAGGAGCUGGCACCUACCACUGAAUUCAUAAAUGGCUUGGGACCCAAAUGCCUAAUGGAACAACUCUUCCCAUAACAGUCUGCCCAUGUCUUAAAAGUCUUCAUUUGAGGUUCUUCUCUGAGUGCCUUCUUUAGUGGAAGUAUGCUAUACAAGAUGAUCUUUGGUGCCAUAAUUAAAAUCUUUUCAGUGCUAAGCCAAGUCACCCUUUAUUUGUCAUGGAAUUUUUAAUGUUUAUUCUGCUUCAUUGUGCCUUAUAGUUUUUGCUGCUUCUCCAUACACAUGUUGUACUUGGUAUUAAUAAUUUUUAUUUAUUUCUCUUUUAUACUGCAAUGCAUAUUUGAAUCAUUAAUAUUUUAAAUAAAUGGAUUAAUUAAAUAAUGCAUACUUCCAGAUCCAUGAGCUGAGCUGAGCUGAGCUGCUUCUCUGCUCAAAAUGGCAAAACGAGUGCCAUUUUGAGCAGAGAAGCAGCUCAGCUCAGCUCAGCUCAUAUUGAGUGUCCUUGUUGUGUCUUACUGGCUUUUUCAGCAGUUGUGCAAUAUGGUAGAAUAUACCGGUAGCUAUUGUACUAUAUUGCAGAAUGUCUCAUUCCCUGUUUUCCAGGGCUCCUGCAGACAACCUAUAUAUUGAGCAUUCAUCCUGUUUUGCUUGUAGAAGUUAGAUUAUAUUCAUUUUUUAUUGAGCAUUCAUUCUUAUUGAUUUGCAAGGAGCAAGCUUCCUGAAUUUAUCCUGAUUUCCUUUUGGGGUGUUUAUAAGCCAUUCAUUCAUUCCACCCUUUUCAAAAAUGCAUUUCCCCAUUACUCUCCUGACCACAAAAGAGUCUGUUACUUUUUUAAAAGUGGAUUUGUUGCAUGGUGGGGGAUAAAGCAGUUUCGUCCACUUUAAUUGCACAAGUCUACAUUCCCCAAUAUGGGCUUGAAUCUCUUCCACUUCAAUUUUUCAGCACUUGCAUUCCACAUGUACUUACUGUUAGUUGCUGUUUUGCCAUCACUUUAUGGCCACAGGAGUGAUGUUCAAGCAAGAUGUACAACCAAAGAUUUGUGUUUGUUGUUGGCUGAUUAUCAGGUUAUGUUAUUUGACCCUUGCAAAGACAAAUUAAUAGAAAGUGCAAGUAAUAAAUUGCUGCUUCUACAUUACUCUGAAUUGUUUAUUCAGAAUUCCCCAAAAUGUGCUCCUGGCAGUGGAGUACAGUACCACUAAAAAAAAGUGCCCAGUGUGUUGUAGCAAUGGAGAAAGUGUUCUUGAGACUAUUGUUCAGCUGCCAGCUCAUCGUAUGGUCACUGCAGUAAAGGAUUAUCCUCAUCUUUACUAUUAUCCUAGUAUUACUAGAUAACAUUAUUAUUUAAUUCUGUCCUGCAUUCUUAGCAAAAGAAAACAUGAUUAGAGCAAUGUAAAACAAAGUAUAUUUAAAAUAAUAAUGAUUGUGAAGCAGAGUUUCUUCCUUUUUGUUCCUCUUUCUUAGACCGAAUUGCACAGAAUAUCAUUAAGUCCCAUUUGGAGACAUGUCAGUACACAAUAGAGGAACUACACCAGCUGGCCUGGCAAACCCACACAUAUGAAGAAGUCAAAGAAUACCAGAGCAAGGUACCAAAAAGACAACUCACUGUAUUAGGCUUCUAUAUUCUUGUCAGAUGGGCAGCAUAUAAGUUAUUAUUAUUAUUGUUAUUACUCCUUCCUAAUCACUGUUGUUCUGUGCAUUAUUUCUGCCAAUUAAUUUCUGGAUAACACACGUGAGGACAGCACUUUUGAAAAAUGACAUUUUAAAACAGGAGCAAUGUCUUAGGGAGGAAUUCAGUGGAGCACUAUGGCAAGCACCAACACACACAUCCAAUAAACAAAUAAAAUAACAGACCCUCCAAGUGUCCAUAUUUUCCAGGGACAGCCCCAGGUUUACAGAAGUCUUCCCGGUUUCUGAUUUGAUACUGGAAUGUCCCACUUUUCCUUAGGAGAAAUGUUUCACUGGAGAAAUGUUGGAGGGUAUGGCGUUUAUGUGACACCCCCUUCCCCAAGCCAAUGAGAUGCAACCUUUAGAAGACAUCAGAAGGCAGCCCUGGAUAGGGAAGUUUUUUAAUGAUAAUGUUAUGUUAUGUUUUUAUAUAAGUUGGAGGCUGCCCAGAGUGGUUGGGGCAACACAGUCUGGAGGGUGGGGUAUAAAUAAUAAAUUAUUAUUGUUGUUGAAUAGGACAUCCCUUCCCAGUAGCAGCAGGGUUCCUUUUCCUUUUAGAAUAAAGUUUUAGCAGCCAGCUGGAAGGCUGGCUCAAUGGAUGCCAAGGGGCGAAUCUGAGGACUCCAGAGCACCCACAAGCACUGCACAAGGAACCCAGUCAUAAACAGGCACUGGAGCAAAAAGAUGCUCCGUGUGUUAGAACAAGCCUUGCUCAAGCAGGUUACAUCAGCCACUCUUGGGGCUUUGCUCCUUGUCCUCUUCAGCUCUGUGAGGGAACAUGGCAGAAAAGACAUGGGAACUGAGUCCCAUUGGUGGAUUCGUGUUGUUCCCUAAAAUUAGCAGUUCCCACAUGUGUCAGGGCCUUUUUAUGAGAUGUUGGUGUGGAUCCUCCUCCACUCAGAUAAGAAAGCAUACAAUGGAUUGAUGGACUCAGAUGUCCCUCGAUCUGCUGGUGGAAGUUCAGGGGCUUACUGGACAAAAAGUCUGAAUAAAGAAGGAAAAAGCACAUUCUCCAGAAACCAGGUGAGAGAUGCACAUCUCUGCCUUAGAGCAGGGGUGGGAAACUGGAUCCAACAUAUAGACUGCUUUGACAGGUGUGUGCGGCCGUUUACAUUGGGCAUUUUCAUUUGCUCCCAGUUCUUCCUUGGCAAGUGAUGCUGUCAGUGCCAAUGAGCAGAACAGCACUGACAUCACGCUGCUUUGGGCAGGGAGUGGUUGCACUAUGGAGUUCCUCAGAGGAGGUCAAUUCAGCAGUGAGUACACCCUGAAAUUUGCACCCUGGACUUACAUGAAUGUUUUUGUGUUUAACACCACAAAACAGUCCUAUUAAAUAGUCUUAUUUUUUCUUGCUAUUUUAAUUUAUGCACUUAGUAAUUAUCAUAGUAGGUUAAAGCAUCUGCACAAUGGGUGGUAUUCAACUAAGUUUUUCUGAGAAGACCUAUUAAAAUACUUAAGUCAUGUCACACAUUUCAGUGGGUCUACUUGAAGUAAAGCUUAAUUGAAUACCACCUAUUGCUUCAGUAACCAUAGGAUCUGCACCUAUCACAUGAGUAAUUGUCAUCAAUAUAUUAUUGAUCAUGUGGCUGAACAGCAUACAUUCAUUUCAUGUCUGAAGGAUCAACUUGCUUUAUGAUUACUAUCUGCUCUCCUUUUGCACGCACAUUUCUUCUGGAAGUCAAGAGAAGCAUUAUGGCAGCAGUGUGCAAUCCAGAUCACACAUGCCAUUCAGUACGUGGUGGAAUUUGCAAAGCGGAUAACAGGCUUCAUGGAACUCUGUCAAAAUGAUCAAAUUCUACUUCUCAAAUCAGGUGAGUAAACAGGGAUGGUGUCAGUGUUGCCAUUAGCCUUUAUGACCAAGGGCCCUCCAGGUGUUUUAAACAACAACAGCUGGCUGGGGCUCAUGGGAGUUGUAGCUCAACUUUUGGAGGGGAUCAGGUUGGGGAAGGUAAUUUACUAACAGCAGUAUUUGAGGAACAGAAUUACCAAAGCUUACAGAAACAUUGAUAAAUCAGCUUCAGGAUUCAAACAGGGUAUCAGAUGGGACAUCAUGCUAUGUCACUGAAAAAGCUGGAGUGUUAAACAAUGCCUAAAAUUUGACUAUGACCUAAAUGUACAGAGGAUAUCCCGUUGUACCCCCUUACACCUGAGUAGAAGUGAGAGUUUUAAAAUGCUUGUACCCUUUGAACUCAGUGGGACUUACUUCUGAAAAGACAUGGAUAGGGUUGCCCUGCAAAUAAUGCUGAACUGGAAAAAGGACAAAAAAGACUGAUAAAAUCAACUUCACUACAGAACUGCAUUAUCAUCACUUCAGCCAAGCAGCUAUCUUCUAAUGCUGUUUUUUUUUCUUCCAAUGCCUUUCAAAAAUAAAUAAAUAAAUGCAACAAAAGUGUUUAGAGAACACAAUAUUUUACAUAUAUUUUGUUGGUUUAAAAUUAUAUUCGGUUCUUUUUUCUCUUAAUGAGAUGGGGGAGGGGUGGGAUUUUUCGAGCAAAGCAUGCUGGACAGUUUUUUACUUUUGCAGGACAACCUCAACUCCAAAAUAGGCAAAGCAAGGGCUUGGUGGUCCACAAUACAUUCUCACAAUUGAGUCGUCCAAUACUGUUUCCAUGCAUAUUCAGCCAGCACUGUUAUGAUUAAAUCAGAGUAAUUCUGUGACUUCUCCCUUCUGUGACAGGGGAGAAGCAGCUCAUCCGCUCAUUCACUGCCUUUUUCACAGAAUAUUACCAAAAUCCCACAAUUGCAAAAGAAGAGCUGCAGGCUGGCUUGCACUAGCCAUUGCAUCUAGCAGUGGAGAUCAGGAAUAAGAAUUUGUUUGUGAAUACCUUCUGCUUCCAGAAAAUGGCUGAAUGCAAAUAUCUCAUCAUGAUAUAUCUGUACAGUAACCUUUGCUGUCUUUCCAGGCUGCUUGGAAGUGGUUUUAGUCAGAAUGUGCCGUGCCUUCAAUCCACUCAACAACACUGUUCUGUUUGAAGGAAAAUAUGGAGGGAUGCAAAUGUUCAAGGCUCUGGGUAGGGUGGUUUCUUCAUUGUUUACUCAAGCCAUAAAAUUGUGGUGUGAUCUGGGUAUAUAGUGGUGGCACCUGCAGCCAUAUAUUAUCAAAUGAGUAUCAACUCAUCACCAUUGAAGAUAUUUGAAAUAAAAAGAAUCUGUUAGAUUCCACUAAUUCCCCAGGCACUGCUUGUUUCCAUGUAAGUGAGGUCAUAGGUUAAUAAAACUCUCGUUAAUCUGAACCUCUGAUUGUGUAAUCAUCAUUUUAGAUGCUUCUUCUCCAGCCCUUUGGGUAAACAGAGCUGGGAGAAACAUUAACGCCAUAUUAAGAUUUGGGAAAAGGGCAAAGGAGAAAGAAUGUAAAUCAGGGCUUGGAUCCACUUAAGUUUUUUAUUUACUGUAUAAGGUAUAAAAAUGAUGCUAAUGUACACUGAAGGUGGAAAACCUGAACUGAUGUUUACUCUGAUUGAGCACUAAAGAGCAAGUAUUCACAGGGAAAGCUCAGGGCAAGAAAAAAAUGCACGGACACAGAGCUUUAAAGCACAGGCCUGUGCCUGGAAAGAGCGAGGCAAAGGUAAGUGUGGAUAAGCCCUUAAUUGCACCACCCUUGACUAGUAAUAAUAAUAAUAAUAAUAAUAAUAAUAAUAACUGUACCUCACCCAUCUGGCUGGGUUUUCCCCAGCCACUCUGGGUGGCUUACAGCACAUAUAAAACAUAAGAAAAUGUCAAACAUUAAAAACUUCCUGAUAAAUGGCUGCAUUCAGCUGUCUUCUAAAAGUUGUGUAGUUCUUUAUCUCCUUGACAUCUGAAGGAAUGGUAUUCAUCUGAAAGGAGGGUGUCACUGCUGAGAAGGCCCUCUGCCUGGUUCCCUGUAACUUCAUUUCUUGCAGUGAGGGAACCACCAGAAGGCCCUCAGAGGUGUCUGGGCUGAACAGUGGGGGUGGUGAUUCUCCUCCAGGUAUACUGGGCCAAUAUGCUGCUGUGCCAUUUGUACUGUUGUAUUUCACUGCUUUAUAUCUUUUUGUGAGCCUCCUUUAUAUUACUAUUGUAUGGUAGAAACAAAAUUAAUGCUGAAAUAUAAACUGUGAGAGUAAUCAGAGUAAAAUUAUAAUAAUCGUGAAGUGAUCAAGAACAAAAGGUAAAGCUGAUUCAUGAAAAGGGAUUCUAUUAGUAUCCACUUAUAAGUGAACCUUCAUAAGUGUGCCAAAUAAAUUUAAGCCACAAUACAAGGCACAGGUCUGUACAUUAAACUCCGGUGGAAAUGAGUUGGAAUUAUUUCUUAUCUUCUUAUUUCUUAUCUCUGAACUUUGUCAGCCACUCUGGAGUCUUGUCUUCUUCUUUUAAAGACUGGAGUAAAAGUGCUUUAAAUGAGUAAAUAAGCACAUACAACUAUAUAUUUGACUGGAACCUCAUAUCACACUUAUGUUGUUAUGUUUCAAUCGGGCUUGUGGGAGGAGUUCUUUUCUGACUAUUGAAUUGGACACAACUGAUAAUCUGCUGUAAAGCUAUAACUCAUAACACAGAAAGAUUAGAAAAGUAACUGAAAACAUACCUAGCCUUUUUUGUAGCAUUCAGCACAAUAGUUGGUUCUUUCUCUUUUUGAGUUUUCCACGAGGUUGGAUCCAGUGCUUUUUUCUGGCAUACUCAAGGGUACUGGUUGGAUCCAGAGUUACCUCUAUAGCUGGAAGAACUUGUGAAAGAGCAUGAGAUUCAGCUAAGGUUCCCACUGAAUAAAGAUGAUUUUUACCAGUUCCCCCUUAAGCCUCCCCUCCAACCUACCGUGUUCAUCAGAGUAUGAUGCUCUUUAGCAGUUAUUUCAGAGGUUGCAGAAGGAAAGGAGGAAUCAACAAAAUACAACCAACUUCUUCCAGUAGGAACUUCCCAUGACUGGAGUUUCACUCACAGGAACUCUGGAUUCAAAAUGUUGUAUCUUUAGGAUAUAUAUGAGGCAAGUUGUAUAAGGCCUCAAAUAAAUCGCCCAAAGGCAAUAGUUUAGUUAGCUUCUCAUUUGCACAAGAAAUGGGCCUUCUCUGUCUUUAGUAGCUAUAAGAAAAAUGACAAGUGGUCUGUUGUCCUGUCACUGAAGUACGACAGCAGUGAAAGCCAUGCUUGCUGAACAUCCCUUACAGACCCCAGAGAAAAUAUCCUCAGUUCUCAUGUACUCAUGCUAAUGUUCUGAUCUCAAUCAGCAGCUCUUCAGGGAAGAUUGAAACUACUUUUCCUCAUAACUAUCUCUAAGCACCAAGAAUGUAUGUGUUGUUAGUGUAGGAAACUGACUGGUUCUUCUGCAUGAUAUAUUUGUUUCACUGCCUGGAUGUAAGGGAAAUGGAAGAGAACUGAUGCCCAUUCAUUAUGGACACAUGCAUGCAUUUGAUCACAAUAAUAUUCCUGGGAAAACAUUACAUGUGAAACAAUAUGAUUUUAUGUUGACUUUGUCUUCUGCACACAGGUUCUGAUGACCUCGUGAACGAAGCAUUUGACUUUGCAAAGAAUUUAUGUUCCUUGCAGCUGACUGAGGAGGAAAUUGCCUUGUUUUCAUCUGCUGUUCUGAUAUCACCAGGUAGUUAUCUUCAACAAAUUAUACUUUCCCACCUGCAUCCCAUAGAAACUUCACUAUUUCCAGUUCUUUUCAGCCUAUGCUGGUUACUGUUGUUCUUCACAUAAGUACGUACGUUAAAUUACUGAAUGGGUUUGAUCUGUCUUGUAUUUUGCCUGUAAUUCAAUAAAAAUUACAACUGAAGAGGUUAAGCAUUGAAGCUGGGCUACAUGAUCCCUGACGUUUACAGGAACAAACGGGUAAAUAUGUGCUAGAGCAGGAAUGAGGAAUGGUCGGCCAGAUGGUGAUGGAUGGUGCUAUCACGCCAAACCGUUGCCAUGCUAGCUGGGGCUGACCACACUGUUCUACUGCAUGGCUUGGACUUUACCAUAGUGUAUUAUAUUGCAGUGCUUCUGCAUAGUGGGUAAGUUUAUCCUGAUUCAUGUGGCAGGUUUUUUAAAGUGCGUCACAGCAGCACAUAACCUGGUGACACUUCCUUUUUCACAUGGAAGAGAGCAGCGGCUGAACAACCAGUGUAGGUUGUUGUUGUUGUUGUUGUUAGGUUACAACAAUUAAAACACAAUGUUGAAAACAACCUGAAAUCACAGAAAUGAUGUGGUUCCUAAAAGAUAUACAUCUCAGGUGCCAACAGCCAGCAUAAAGAGCUACAUCUGUUGGAGAAAGAGGCUUGGAAAAGAUUUUUUACUCUCUCACCAGGCACAUUAAAACUUGGUUAGAUUUAAAUCUCACCUCAUCAACCUUUAAACAAACAAUCUGCAUGAAAAUACAGUGGUGCCUCGCAAGACGAAAUUAAUCCGUUCCGCGAGAGUCUUCGUCUAGCGGUUUCUUCGUCUUGCGAAGCAACCCUAUUAGCGGCUUAACGGAUUAGCGCUAUUAGCGGUUUAGCGGCUAUUAAAGGCUUAAAGGCUUAGCGGAUUAGCUGCUAAAAGGCUAUUAAAGGCUAUUAAAGGCUUAGCGGGUUAGAUAAAGGGGGGGGAAAGCGGAAAAAAAAUCUCAAGACUCGCAAGACAUUUUCGUCUUGCAAAGCAAGCCCAUAGGGAAAUUCGUCCUGCGAAGCAACUCAAAAACGGAAAACCCUUUCGUCUAGCGGGUUUUCCGUCUUGCGAGGCAUUCGUCUUGCGGGACACCACUGUACUAGAAUAAAUCAGACAUUUAGUUUUCCAAAUAAUUGAAGAGGUUACUCAGAGUUUCAGGAGUUACAGCAAAAAAAGUCUCCACCCACAGGAAGAAAAGCAAAGAAGAAAAAAGGAUCCAAAUGACUUAAAAGAAAAGAACUUGGUUUCAUCACAAAAGGAUCGUGCAAGCUUUAGGAAAGCUGCAGGGUGUAAAAUCUAUUUUAGAGAGAUUCAUUCACUUGAUUUUUCUUUGUCAGGGAGCCAUUCCACAUGACUCCUUUCAUCCAGGAAGACAGCAGAGAGAGGAAAGGGGGGAUCAAAAGUUGCUGGGAGCCCACUAAACUCCACCCAUUGGCAGCUUGAGCUCAGGGCCCAAGUUAACCCUUUCAUGCAUGCAAGUGUGAGUCCGUAACUGUAUACUGUAUUGCAACAGCAUCUUCAGUAUUUGCCAAAAGCUGCAUAAAGAAGAUGCCAGAUGUAUCUCUGUGGGGAGGGAGUUACACAACUGCCAGAGAGAAUGCCAACCACUUUUAAGAUGCUGAGGACAAUGGAACUACCAAGAGAAACCUCUCUGCAGGGAAGGAGGUGGGCUUUCAGGCAGUGGCAAUUUGCACAGCUAAACCUGAAGGGUGGAAUGGCCAGGCAUGCCAAACUGUGAAACAGGAUUAGUGGAGAAGGAGAAGAAUUGAUGUUACAAGUUACAACUGCUGCUGUGUGCAUGUUUGAAUACAGAACAGGUAUGGCAUACGGACUAUAUAGCCAUAUAACUCUGGAUAUUGUACAGCAAAGUUUCCAUUGCACUUUAAUUCAAUUCCAUUACUAAACUUGUGGACGUUUUCCUGGCAGUUAUUUGAUAUUUCAAGGAUAGAACCAAAGUAUUAUUUUGUUGCCCCUGUUACAUGCAGCAUUAUCUUGAUGGAAUUCAUCAACAGGAUAAUAAAAAGAAAAAAAUGAAAAUUGCAGGAAAGCAGCUAAACCAGGACUGCUCUGGCCACUGCCAAAUAUCUCCACAUAUGAGAAAAUAAGAGGCUCAGAACUACAGCAGAAAAGAUGCCAUUUCUAGUCCAAGAACCAGAAGGCACCAAUCUUCAGUCAGAGCAGGAACUGGGAGAGGACAUUCAGCAUAUUGGUUCAAACCACAUUGCUUGCAAUGGAAACAAACAUUCUUGUUUUCAGUGGAACGUCCUUUAAAGUUAUGUGGUUUCAAGUUUCACAAAUUAGUGUCCCAAUCAUAGACUUACACAGUGGUCUGUUAGAUUGUGUGGUAAGAUUCCAAAACAUCUAUUUUCCCCAGAACCUGCCUAGUACAGCUGUGAUAUGUGAGCAUCUUGCAGGGGCUGGGAAAGCCAUAGGGCAAGGGUAGAGAGGAAUGCAGUGCUACCUGCAGCUAAAGUGAAAGCUAAUAUCAGAUAAACCCAAGUACUAAAAACUUAGCUCUUUUGAGAUGGGGAGCUAAAAUAUUGCACUUCCACCUGAUGGUGGGGUUACAAUGGCCACUUACCCUAUUCGGGUGGAAGGCAGUUGUGGCCUGUUGUGGCAGCCAGGACUCGUGGGCAUGGCCGGACACAUUGCAGGAUGGGAUUGCCCACCAAAUCCUGGGCGCCUGAGGGAGCAGAGCCUCAUGGACUGGGAAGCAGAUGCUUCUUCUCCAGUCCACCAGGGAUGCUUUAAAGCCAACUGAGCCUGGCACCUUCAUCACAGCUGGCAGAAGAGCAAACCCUCCCUCCCUCCUUGCCAUGCUUUUGUCAUGUGUCUUGUUUAACCUUAUUUUGCUUUCCAAGUCACUUGUUUGUUUGUUUUUUUACUAUUCCUUGUUUUACCAUAUUUUCAUUGUAGUUGCUUGUUUUAAUCAUGUUUACCUCCUUGUAAUACCUGACCUUGCUCUGGUUACUAAUGGUUGCCAUAUUUGGAGCCAGGAAGAAAUUUGCCUGCAAACAGGCGAGGUUUUGCCUUUCCCAUAGCAAAACGAGCAACUUUCCCCAUAGCAACUUUGGGCAGGUAAGGCAUUGGGUGGAAUCCUAGUUAUCAAGGUCCCAGUUGAAUUGGUGCAUCACCCUGACCAAAGAUCAGGUGUGUACUCAGGAUACCCUGUUAGAGGGGCCUUAGUGGAAGUCUCUGUCCAGAAGCCAAGUGUGGGGCAGGUGGGAGUGGCCACCUUGGUAGUGUGGCUUCUUGGGGACACCAUAAACCUUGGCACCAUGCUGUCAAGCAGGAGGCUGGAUGGAUAUGCACCCAAUGCCUGAGCAAAAGUCCACCUGCAUCUGGAAUCAAUAAAGUUGUGUCCAUUUCUAAUCCAGAUUGUAGUCUGGUUGAGUUUGUCCUUUAUGCCUUAGCUAUAGCUUCUGCGCAAGGAGGGGUGGCUCUGCAACUGGGACCACAACGCUAUUAACACCUAUUGCUACAAGUCAUCUUUCCAUCUUUCUGGCUUUAGUUUAUGCCUUCAUUUGAAUUUAUUUAUUUCUUUUGGCCAGAUCGGGCUUGGCUGUUGGAACCAAGGAAAGUCCAGAAGCUUCAGGAAAAGAUUUAUUUUGCACUUCAACAUGUGAUCCAGAAGAAUCAUCUUGACGAUGAGACUUUGGCAAAGGUAGCUCUUCAGUACACAAACUGACACUCCUACGUAAAAAGUGUACAGUUAAUUAAUAUUGAUUUUAAUUCCCCCUUUUUUUUUGAUUGGCUAUUAGUGAUUCCGCAGGGACGCGGGUCGCGCUGUGGGUAAAACCUCAGCGCCUAGGACUUGCCGAUCGCAUGGUCGGCAGUUCGAAUCCCCGCGGCGGGGUGAGCUCCCGUCGUUCGGUCCCAGCUCCUGCCCACCUAGCAGUUCAAAAGCACCCUUAAGUGCAAGUAGAUAAAUAGGUACCGCUUUAUAGCGGGAAGGUAAGCGGCGUUUCCGUGUGCUGCGCUGGUGCUGGCUCGCCAGAGCAGCUUCGUCACGCUGGCCACGUGACCCGGAAGUGUCUUCGGACAGCGCUGGCCCCCGGCCUCUUAAGCGAGAUGGGCGCGCAACCCCAGAGUCGGUCACGACUGGCCCGUACGAGCAGGGGUACCUUUACCUUUACCUUAUUAGUGAUUCCAGUGUUCCUGCCCCAAAGGCUUUCUUGUUUGAAUCAAAUAGUUCUUCACACUCCUACCCAGGAAUUUUCCUUGUAUAUCAGAACUCACCAUGUGAUCUUCAAACAUUGCUAUGGCUUCUAUUCCACACACAUGCUAGAAUCUACCCCAGAAUUUAAAAUCUGCUGCAUCCAGUGUGUGAAGGGAUUUGCAUGUAGAGCAAUAGAUUGUGCACUUGGAGCUGUGUUGAUGGAGCUAGAAUACAUGCCCUUUCGCUCCAGCUGAUCUGCUGAUCACAGGCUAAUAGGCACAAUGCAACUGCAUGUCAAGCUUGCUGAUGUUAGCCACCAAUUUAAAACAUCAGUCAAGAUACAUUAUAAAAACUCAAAGAAAAAUAAUUCAGUUUCAAUCCCCAUGCUCUGAUAAUUUGUAUUACAAUUAAUUUAUUUUAUUAAAAAAAACUUAUUAGGCUCUAAUUAAAUUUUACAGCAGAGACCUGUCCCACCGCCUUCAUGAUGAAUUGUUGUAUUCUGCUCUUAGUUUUAUUGUGUGAAUUUGAAUGCAGUUAUCUGAACUUUUUCACUGUAAUUGGAACUGUUUUAUGGUGUUUCAUGCUUAUUAUUAUUAUUAUUAUUAGCUGCUUUGGGUUUAUUUUAUAAAGAAAAAUAACCUCAUAAAGCAGCUGGGCUGAUUUGGAUAAGGUCUUUGGUAUGGCGAAGGGAAUUCCAACGCUUCCCCUCCAUCAGGAGCAGCCAGCAUGACGAGGCCGCAGUGCCCCAGAGCUGCUCUCCCAACAUGGGGAAGCCAAGCCGGUGCUUCCAUCACUGAGCGUGUGCAGUGUUCCUGACCUUGCCACCCCCCUGCCGCACCCCAUAUCAUUUGAUGAGCACCAGCAACACUAGUGUCAGUAGGGCAGCUGCCAGCCACCCCAGCCAUACACACACACACACCAGGGGCUUCUGCUUCCUGUAUGUUAUGGUCCAAGUCUUUCCCAUGGAGCUGCUAUUAGCCAUGGAAAGGAAAAUAUACAGGCAUAGAAUGUGUGCCUACAUAUAUUUGCCUCCAUUGCUCAUAGUCUGCUCCUGUGCCCCAAGGGCACUCAUAGGAAUGUCACAACACAAGAAAGAGGAAAUCAGAAAGCAAAAUCCACACAUUAAAAACACCAGUAUAAAUAAAACUAAAAAGCAGUCAUAUAAAGCUACUGGAGAGAAACAUCAGUAGUAAAGUUUUAAACAUUACAAAUCUGUCAAAUGAAAAGUGUUCUCUGUAGAAACUGGCCAGAGAUGGAGCCUAUUGGCUCCACAUAGAGGAUAUUCCAGAGCUGUAGUGCCACCACUGAAAAGGCAUUAACUCUUGUCCUUAGAUACCUAGUGGCCUAACACAUAAAACAAGCCCUCAGAAGUUGAUCUUAAGACCCAGGUAAUCUAUACGGCAGGUGGUGCUCCUUCAGGUAGCCAGAAAAUAGCAGCUUCAGCAAUGUGAGGCUGUAGAACCCCACUUCCCACUCAGAAGCCCCAACCCAAAUCACAUGCACACACCUCUCUGUGUCAUUUUCAUGCACAGCUGCUGCUUUUAGAAGAAAAUUGCAGUGGGAAAGCCAAUCAGUUUAGAAAUCAGGAUUUCAUGAGACAAUUUCUUUAAGAAUAAACUUUCUCUCAAUUUGCUUCUUUGUCUGUCUUAUAGUUAGUAGCCAAGAUACCAACUAUCACUGCACUUUGCAACUUGCACGGAGAAAAACUGCAGGUAUUUAAACAAUCUCAUCCCGAUAUAGUGAAUACACUGUUUCCUCCGUUAUACAAGGAACUGUUCAAUCCAGACUCUGCCACUGGCUGCAAGUGA